CGCUGCGCGGGGUCGGCCGGACUCGGGGGAUGCGUGGGCCAGGCGCCCGCGCGCCCCGGCCGCCAGGUGGCGCUAGAGACCCGCCGGGCGCCCCGCCCCGCCCCGCCCCGCCCCGCCCCGGCGUGGCCCCGCCCCUGGCCCGCAGUCCGAGCGCAGCCGGGGCCGAUGCGGGGACUCGCAGCGCGGCUCCUGCCCGGCGUCGUGGUCCCGACCGCACGCGAGCCGCGGGGAGUCGCCGCUGGAGAGGGGCUCGGCGCCCGGCGGGGACUGCAGGCGAUGACUCAGGAUGCAGCCAGGGGCCACGACGUGCACGGAGGACCGUAUCCAGCAUGCCCUGGAGCGCUGCCUACAUGGGCUCAGCCUCAGCCGCUGCUCCACCUCCUGGUCAGCUGGCCUGUGUCUCAACUGCUGGAGCCUGCAGGAGCUGGUCAGCAGGGACCCAGGCCACUUCCUCAUCCUCCUGGAGCAGAUCCUGCAGAAAACCCGAGAGUGCUUACAUUACUUUUCCCCAGAAGCAAGAAAGAAAAGAAAGGACAGAACGAGAAAGCGCUGCUCCGUUCUGCACCUGUGAUGAGCCUCACGCUCCUCUCCUGUCCUGUCCACAGGUCCAAGAGAAGGGCACCUAUGACCUUCUCGCCCCCCUGGCCCUGCUCUUCUACUCCACUGUCCUCUGCACGCCACACUUCCCACCCGAUUCAGAUCUCCUUCUGAAAGCAGCCAGAACCUACCACCGGUUCCUGACCUGGCCUGUUCCCUACUGCAGCAUCUACCAGGAGCUGCUCACCUUCAUCGAUGCUGAACUCAAGGCCCCAGGAAUCACCUACCAGCGACUGGUGAGGGCUGAGCAGGGCCUGCCCAUUAGAAGUCACCGCAGCUCCACCGUCACCGUGCUGUUGCUGAACCCAGUGGAGGUGCAGGCUGAGUUCCUCGCCGUGGCCAACAAGCUGAGUGCGCCCGGGCACUCGCCCCACAGUGCUUAUACUACCCUGCUCCUGCACGCCUUCCAGGCCACCUUCGGGGCCCACUGUGACCUCCCGGGGCUGCACGGCAGGCUGCAGUCCAAGAGCCUGGCCGAGCUCGAAGACAUCUUCACGGAGACUGCGGAAGCUCAGGAGCUAGCUUCUGGCAUCGGGGACGCAGCCGAGGCCCGGGAGUGGCUCAGGACCAGGCUGCAGGCGGUGGGACAGAAAGCCGGCUUCCCCGGCGUGUUAGACACUGCCCAACCUGGCCAGCUCCGCACCAUCCCCAUCCCUGUCGCCAGGUGUCACACGUACAGCUGGAACCAGGACAGCUUCGACAUCCUGCAGGAAAUCCUGCUCAAGGAACAGGAGCUGCUCCAGCCAGGGAUCCUGGGGGAUGAUGAGGAGCCGGAGGAGGAGGAGGAAGAGGAGGAAGAGGAGGACUUGGAAACGGACGGGCAUUGUGCCCAGAGGGACUCAGUGCUCUCCACCAGCUCGGCGGUCUUCCACGACUCCACCCUGUCCCUCGCCUCGUCCCAGGCCUCGGGGCCCACCCUCUCCCCCCAGCUGCUGACCUCCUUCGUCUCGGGCCUCUCGGACGGCAUGGACAGCGGCUACGUGGAGGACAGCGAGGAGAGCUCCUCCGAGUGGCCCAAGAGGCCGGGCGCCCAGGAGCGCCGGGGCCACCGCAGGCCUGGGCAGAAGUUCAACAGGAUCUAUAAACUCUUCAAGAGCACCAGCCAGCUGGUGCUGCGGAGGGACUCCCGGGGCCUGGAGGGCGGCUCGGGCUCGGGCUCGGGCUCAGGCUCGAGCCUGCCGCUGCGGCGGGCGGGGAGCCUCUGCAGCCCCCUGGACGGCCUGCCGCCGCCGCCGCCGCCCCCCACGCGGGCCCAGCGCUCGCGCUCCCUGCCCCAGCCCAAGCUCAGCGCCCAGCUGCCCAGCUGGCUCCUGGCCCCCGCCUUGCGGCACCAACGCCGCCGGCCCUUCCUGAGCGGGGACGAGGACCCCAAGGCGUCCACACUACGCGUCGUGGUCUUCGGUUCCGAUCGGAUUUCGGGGAAGGUGGCUCGGGCCUACAGCAACCUCCGGCAGCUGGAGAACAACCGCCCGCUCCUCACACGGUUCUUCAAGCUUCAGUUCUUCUACGUGCCCGUGAAGCGAAGCCAGGGGACCGGCUCCAGCACCUGCCCCCCCGCUGCCAGCCAGACGCCCCCACCCCCCACAGACUCCCCGAGGCACCCCAACCCUGCGGAGCUGGAGAGCACCAAUGACAUCUCCCACUACCUCGGCAUGCUCGACCCCUGGUAUGAGCGCAACGUGCUGGGCCUCAUGCACCUGCCCCCCGAAGUCCUGUGCCAGCAGUCUCUGAAGGCGGAAACCCGGCCCCUGGACGGCUCCUCGGCCCAGCUGCCCAUCCUGGCGGACAUGCUACUGUAUUACUGUCGCUUCGCGGCCCGGCCAGUGCUGCUGCAGGUCUAUCAGACAGAGCUGACUUUCGUCACCGGGGAGAAGAUGAAAGAGAUCUUCAUCCACUCCCUGGAGCUGGGUCACUCGGCCGCCACGCGCGCCAUCAAGGCUUCGGGUCCUGGCAGCAAGCGUCUGGGCAUCGAUGGUGAUCGCGAGGCCGUCCCUCUAACACUACAGAUUAUUUACAGCAAGGGGGCCAUCAGUGGACGAAGCCGCUGGAGUAACAUGGAGAAGGUGUGCACCUCGGUCAAUCUCAGCAAGGCCUGCCGGAAGCAGGAGGAGCUAGACUCCAGCAUGGAGGCCCUGACGCUAAACCUGACAGAGGUGGUGAAAAGACAGAACCCCAAGUCCAAGAAGGGCUUCAACCAGAUUAGCACGUCACAGAUCAAAGUGGACAAGGUGCAGAUCAUCGGCUCCAAUGGCUGCCCCUUCGCCGUGUGCCUGGAUCAGGAUGAGAGGAAGAUCCUGCAGAGUGUGGUCCGGUGUGAGGUCUCACCUUGCUACAAGCCAGAGAAGAGCAGCCUCCGCCCCCAACCCCAGAGGACCCCGGACCCGCCAGCCCAGGCCCCGCCGGACCUCUGCUCCCUCCUCUGCCUGCCCAUCAUGACGUUCAGUGGAGCUCUGCCCUAGUGGGGCCCUCACCAGCCUGGACAGGAAGCCCUGGGCAGGCAGCCUCCUGGGAGGCCCUCCCCACGCGGUGGCCUGGAGGGUCUCGCUCCCUCUGGGGAACUAGAUGGCCCUCUGUUGGAUCAGGCCCUGCUAUGGGCCCUGCAGUGGACAGUGGGCAGGGGAUUGGUGGUUUCUGGGCCCUCGGGCUGUGUUUAGGAAAGACACAGGCAUUAGGGAGAGAGCGGCUGGCCACACUGCCCCUCAGAUUCCUCACGGUAGAGAGGAGAGGGAUGGAUGAGCUGACCUCCAGAGGCCCCGGCCACUGGUGUGGUCUAGGAUCCUUUCUAGAAAGUUCUGAGGCUCUGGUGCUCUGGGGUGUGGUUUAGGCCUCCUCUCCCAAUGCUUGGCUGGACCCCCCGCCUUAGUCUGUCAAAAUCUUGGGGGGCCCUUUGUAUCUGGGGUUCAGUCCCCUCUACUCUGGGGCUCAGGUGGUAGUAACAAGACUAGGAAUUUCUUCCCAGACCUUCAGUACCACCCCAUCUCUUUCUCUCUCUCUCUCUCUCCCCCCUGCCCCAUGUCUCACAAGUUCCCUGGGUCUUCUGAAAAACAGCACUAAUACUUUACUUGUCUACUCUCAGCCCCUGGAACAUAUUCUCUCAGGAGCCCCUUUCUGGAUCUGAGAGCCUUGUGAGACAGGACAGGCAUAGAUUCAACAGCUCGGUUACCUUCUAGCUCAGUGACCAGAAGGAAGUGAAUUAGCUUCUCCGAGCCUCCACAUCCUCAGCACUAAGACCUUCAGGGGUUGAAAAGAAAUUGUCCGCUAAGCACCUGGCCCAGUGGCUGGCUCAUAGCUGGUGCUCAGUACAGAUGAGUGGCCUCACCCGUAAGCUCCAGCGCCCCCCCCUGCCUGGCACUUGGACAUGCUCACGGCCCCUGGGAUGCUCUUCAUUCACCCUUGAGGCAGAACCGAGACUGAGGGAGUGAGGAGGGGUCAGUUUUACCCUCUGAAGGAGGAAUGGCCUUGGCGAGGCUAGGGGGAGGGUUGCACGGGUAUCCCCAAGCCCUCGCCGACUUCUCUCCCGGGUUGGGCCCCGUGACCCCCGCUCCCACGUCACGCCUUAGGCUGGUGCACAUUGCAUAUAGAGGCUUCCAGCCCCAAAGUUCACUGGCACCAUUCUGGCGUCUGGGCGGGAUCCUGGAGGGGUCGAGGGAGAGCCUGGCUGGGGGAAAUGGGUCACAGGACGUGAGAGCCAAAAACGUAAAGCUGGCGGGUCGGAGUGGUUUGGAAGCUGGAAGCAAACGUGGGCUAGGGUGGUAGUGGGGGAGGGCAGGGCUAGGACCAGGAUUUGGACGGUACAGGUUGAGAAGGUAGCCAUGGAAGAUGAUCGUAUCCUGCUCAGCGCCUCUCCGUCCCCUCCUUCUCCUGCUUCACCCGGCUCCGAAGGUUCUGGGCUUACAGGAGCCCCCGAACCGCAGCCUGGACCACUCACCACUGGAGAGAAGUGAACAGAGCCGGCUCCCACCCUGUGUCACCGUCCCUCCCCUGUCCUCACCAUUUGUACUUGCUCCAGGCUCCAGAGAGCAGUCGGCCAUAUACCUUCCAUAGUCUUUUGUUGGGUGAACAGGCUACUACAUGAUAAACCUAUAUCCAAGAAUAAACGAAUAGAAUUUAAUAUUAUUUUCAA
Neomonachus schauinslandi (Hawaiian monk seal) is the source of this 4720-nucleotide messenger RNA. It is a transcript of the gene PIK3R5, whose product is annotated as phosphoinositide-3-kinase regulatory subunit 5. Gene Ontology annotation, biological process: positive regulation of MAP kinase activity; G protein-coupled receptor signaling pathway. Gene Ontology annotation, molecular function: 1-phosphatidylinositol-3-kinase regulator activity. NCBI's taxonomy places the organism in Eukaryota, Metazoa, Chordata, Mammalia, Carnivora, Phocidae. The transcript has 19 exons. The coding region runs from base 30 to 3056 and encodes 1008 amino acids. Gene Ontology annotation, cellular component: phosphatidylinositol 3-kinase complex, class IB. The record is from RefSeq and is a predicted model, not a curated record.